Messenger RNA from Anopheles marshallii, 1062 nucleotides. RefSeq names its product phosphate carrier protein, mitochondrial-like. Gene Ontology annotation, cellular component: mitochondrial inner membrane. Gene Ontology annotation, molecular function: phosphate transmembrane transporter activity. Lineage: Eukaryota; Metazoa; Arthropoda; Insecta; Diptera; Culicidae. The record is from RefSeq and is a predicted model, not a curated record. The transcript is spliced from 3 exons. Gene Ontology annotation, biological process: mitochondrial phosphate ion transmembrane transport. Bases 1 to 1062 code for a protein of 353 amino acids.
AUGUUUGCCGGACUGCUGGAUGCCGCACGAAAUUCACCCUUCCGCACACCGUUCACACGUGUCCAUUGCGACGAUGGUACACCCAGCACGGAAAAGGCCAUCGUACCGGGCCGUUCGGUCCAGGCUGCAUCAGCAAGCCGCGAAGUAGAGUUCGGUUCGAACGAAUUCUUCGGUCUGUGCGCUGUCGGCGGUAUCCUGUCGUGUGGCAUCACGCACACGGCCGUUGUGCCGCUCGAUCUGGUCAAAUGUCGGCUACAGGUCGACCAGGCCAAGUACAAGAAUCUGUUCCACGGAUUCAAGGUCACUAUCGCCGAGGAGGGUGCACGCGGUCUCGCCAAAGGAUGGGCACCGACCUUCUUCGGCUAUUCGGCACAGGGUGCCUUUAAAUUCGGUCUGUACGAAGUAUUCAAAAUCAAAUACGCGGAUAUGAUUGGCGAAGAGAAUGCAUACCUCUACCGUACCUGGGUGUAUCUGGGAGCAUCGGCAUCGGCCGAAUUCUUCGCCGACAUUGCACUAGCACCAUUGGAGGCGGCCAAGGUUAAGAUCCAGACCAUGCCAGGAUACGCCAACACAAUGCGACAAGCCAUGCCGAAGAUGCUGGGUGAGGAAGGCGUUAUGGCGUUCUACAAGGGUCUCGUUCCACUCUGGUGCCGUCAGAUCCCGUACACGAUGAUGAAGUUCGCCUGCUUCGAAAAGACCGUUGAACUGUUGUACAAGCAUGUCGUACCUAAGCCACGUGACCAGUGCUCGAAGGGUGAACAGCUGGUGGUGACGUUCGCUGCCGGUUACAUUGCCGGUGUGUUCUGUGCCGUCGUAUCGCAUCCGGCUGAUGUGGUUGUAUCGAAGCUGAACCAGGCCAAGGGAUCGUCUGCGAUCGAUGUGGCGAAGAAGCUUGGCUUCAUGGGCAUGUGGAACGGAUUGACACCGCGUAUCAUUAUGAUCGGUACGCUUACCGCCCUGCAGUGGUUCAUCUAUGAUGGUGUCAAGGUAGCCCUCUCGAUUCCACGUCCACCACCGCCAGAGAUGCCAGAGUCGCUGAAAAAGAAGCUGAACGUAGAGUAA